Molecule: messenger RNA, 1198 nt
Organism: Trichoplusia ni (cabbage looper)
Lineage: Eukaryota; Metazoa; Arthropoda; Insecta; Lepidoptera; Noctuidae
Product: peptidyl-prolyl cis-trans isomerase-like
Exons: 7
Coding region: 274-1023 (249 amino acids)
Biological process (GO): protein peptidyl-prolyl isomerization
Molecular function (GO): peptidyl-prolyl cis-trans isomerase activity
Source: RefSeq, a predicted model, not a curated record
GCUCGCGUUGACUCCAAGCCUCCUCGACUAAACCCGUACAAGAAGGCGCUGAACCUUGAGUCUUGGAGGCGAAACUUCGAGAACUUGUUUACACAGAAUUUGUAUCUUCUUACUCUCAUCAAGAAGGCACAUUUUAAUAGACCAAGACCUCCUCAGGGCCGCGUCGACAGCCACUGGAUCUCACAGCCGUUGCGUCCUCGCCAGCACUACCAGAAUCGAGUUGACUUCUUGAAGAGAGUAUACAAGAGCAACCAGGAUAUAUACAGAAGGAUUAUGAAUACGGGAGCUCGCGUGGCAACGACAUCGGAAUUGAAGAGAGAUUGGGCUCAAAAUCGACGUAAGAUAGUAUCGCAAGCCAACUGUGCCUUCGUAUUGUUUCCGCCAGAGCCACGUGAGUCCAUGGAGGAUCCCGCCUUUGAGUCACUUCCGCCUGUCGUACGGCCUAGGGUCCACAUAACUCUAGCUGUGAGAAACGGCGCGAUCAUGGGAGACCUGUGUAUAGAGCUGUUUAAAGACUUGUGCCCGAACACUUGCGACUUGUUCCUGGAGCUGCUGGAUGGAGACACCCUGGGACACGGCUAUGUUGGGACUUGCUUCUUCAGAAAAGUCCCACAUUUAUACUGGAGUGGGGGCGACGUGAUAUUCAACAGUGGUUUCGGGUGCUACGCACAGCGCGGACGACAGGUGCCCAUCGGCGCUGAGAACUAUCACUUCCCGCACUCCAUGCCGGGAUUGGUGUCAAUGCGAAUGACGGUUGAUGACGAGAUGUGUGGCAUCUUCAACAUCACCUUCAAACCGCUUCCACAAUUGGAUUUGAGGAAUGUCGUCUUUGGGAGAGUGAUUCGUCCAAGCACAACUUACGACAUGAUUACCGGCCUAGGUAAUGCUGUUAGCACCCGACCUGUCAUCGAGAUCCGGGGGUCAAGGAGAAAGGUCGAAGGUCGCUGGGUCACGGGACAAUACAACACACGCCUCGCGACGAGAACUGUGGAGAGUUUGCGAAGGAGGCUGGUUAGAAGAUAGGGCUCAAAAAUACUAGAUCAAAAUCAAACCCAAGACCUCCAGAUAGCAGCCAGGCCAGUCACGGUCCUCGAACCUCCUCAAAUAAGAUUUUACAAAUAUUUUUUUAAAAAUGUACCAUUCCUCGUAAAUACUAGUUUCCUACCCUUAAAAUGUACAUUUAUAAUAAUAAAGUGUU